Messenger RNA from Striga hermonthica, 1335 nucleotides. The record is from the annotation of a GenBank genome assembly. NCBI's taxonomy places the organism in Eukaryota, Viridiplantae, Streptophyta, Magnoliopsida, Lamiales, Orobanchaceae.
AUGGCCUCUACACUUGCAUACUCAAACUUUCUUUUCUCGGGACCUCAGAAAAGGCCUACACAUGACAACAGAUUUUCUCCCCAAAGUUCUACUUCAUCGACAGGCGCAUAUUUUCUCAAUUGGGAGUGUCUACCUAUUUCGCCGAGCAAACCAAAGCAAUGCCUUAUACCCUUUAGAAAGCGUAAUAUGGUAAAAGCUGUCGCCAUCUCUGUGGCGCCUUCUUCAUCAGAAAAUGCAGAAAAUAGGCAAAAGUUAUCUCAAGUGUAUGGUUUUCGGCAAAUUGGAGAACCCCUUCCGGAUAAUGUGACAUUGAGAGAUAUUAUUGAUACCCUGCCAAAGAAGGUGUUCGAGAUUGAUGAUAUGAAAGCUUGGAAGUCCGUGUUGAUAUCUGUAACUUCAUAUGCUUUGGGGAUAUUCACGAUCUCGAAAGCUCCAUGGUAUCUGCUUCCUCUAGCUUGGGCUUGGACUGGUACAGCGAUUACAGGGUUCUUUGUAAUAGGACAUGAUUGUGCGCACAAAUCAUUCUCACGGAACAAAUUGGUGGAAGAUAUUGUUGGGACUCUGGCCUUCAUGCCUCUGAUAUACCCCUAUGAACCAUGGCGUUUUAAGCAUGAUAGGCAUCAUGCUAAAACAAACAUGUUGGAAGAGGAUACAGCGUGGCACCCUGUCAAGAAGGAAGAAUUUGACUCCUCUCCCUUACUUCGGAAGGCAAUCAUAUAUGGAUAUGGGCCGUUUAGACCAUGGAUGUCAAUAGCUCACUGGCUGAUAUGGCAUUUUGAUUUGCAAAAGUUCAGACCUAAUGAAGUGACUAGAGUGAAGAUAAGCUUGGCUUGCGUGUUUGCUUUCAUGGCAAUUGGAUGGCCAUUGAUAAUCUACAAAACCGGGAUUUUGGGAUGGUUCAAAUUCUGGUUGAUGCCAUGGUUGGGUUAUCACUUCUGGAUGAGCACUUUCACGAUGGUCCAUCACACUGCUCCUCAUAUACCCUUCAAGUCCUCCGAAGAUUGGAAUGCUGCUCAAGCCCAGCUCAAUGGCACCGUUCACUGUGAUUACCCGAGUUGGAUUGAAACACUUUGCCAUGAUAUAAAUGUACACAUUCCUCACCAUAUCUCCUCAAGAAUACCAAGCUACAACUUGCGGGCCGCUCAUAAGUCUCUUCAAGAGAACUGGGGAAAGUACAUGAAUGAGGCUUCAUGGAACUGGCGUCUAAUGAAGACGAUAUUGACCGUCUGCCAUGUCUACAACAAGGAACAAAACUAUGUCGCGUUUGAUGAACUUGCCCCUGAAGAGUCCCAGCCCAUCGAGUUCCUUAAAAAGGCAAUGCCCGACUACGCUUGA